AGAACUCAUUAAAUAGAAUAACAUGGAAGGCGUGUUGGCUCUAUUGAGAGAUCCACUGAGAUUGAGCUACUUACCAGAGUUGAUGAAGAUUGAAAAUAACCAAAAUGACUAUUUCAAGAAUGUUACUGAUCAGGAAAUGAAUACCUUGGAGUUGUUUUGUUUUGGUACUUUUGAGGAUUAUUUCAAGUACAAACUGAGCUACUUAGAUAUACCAAGUGACAGAGAGUUAUUGUUGAAGCUUUUGAGGUUGACAGUGAUUUCAGUUUCUAACGACUACGAGAAGUUUGUAUUGAACAUCGAACAACUUUUAGAGAACAAAGAGUACGGAUUGGCAGGUGGACUAGAGCUUUUGAAACUAAGUGAUAACAGUGGAGACAUAGAAAAUGAACUUCUAUUUGAGGAGGUGUUGAUUUCGAUGGUUGACGAUGGGAUUUUGCUGGCAAAAGUCGACGACGAAAACAGAACCAUACAUAUUGUUAAAGCUCAUGUAUUGAGAGAUUCGUACUCUCCAGCAUUGCACUCGUUAUUGGUGCUAACGGAACAAGAUGUAGCAAAAAGAAGUGUAGCCAUAGCGGCUGAAACACUUUCGGAAUGGUAUAGUACAAAACUUGUUCCAUUGAGACAGGAGUACGAGGUAAUAGAGGUCGAUGAUAUCACAUUGGUCGUUCCGAAUGAGGAAUUGGAUUGCACAAAUACUCGGAAACGAAAGACACCAGACCAGACAACAUAGGAUAUGCGGUGAAAUUAUAGACAUGGAUAUCAAAAUUAAGUAAGAUAUGGUAGAUAGAACAGUACAUAUUAUCACAAAAGAAACAUU
This is a messenger RNA of Scheffersomyces stipitis CBS 6054, 817 nucleotides long. RefSeq lists its product as uncharacterized. Lineage: Eukaryota; Fungi; Ascomycota; Pichiomycetes; Serinales; Debaryomycetaceae. The record is from RefSeq and is a predicted model, not a curated record. The coding region runs from base 23 to 730 and encodes 235 amino acids. The transcript has a single exon.